Molecule: messenger RNA, 760 nt
Organism: Saccoglossus kowalevskii
Lineage: Eukaryota; Metazoa; Hemichordata; Enteropneusta; Harrimaniidae
Molecular function (GO): phosphopantetheine binding; oxidoreductase activity
Source: RefSeq, a predicted model, not a curated record
CAUGGCAGAUAGUGACAAACCACUCGCAGGCAGUGUUGCCAUAGUAACAGGGGCAUCUAGUGGUAUUGGAGCAGCUGUAGCAAAGCAUCUUGCAGAGGCUGGUGCAAUGGUUGCUAUGGCAGCAAGAAGAGUUGACAAGUUAAAUGAGAUACAGGAAUCCAUUGAGAAAGGUGGUGGUGUUGCUAUUGCAGUUAAAACUGACGUCUGUAACAAAGACGAGGUGAAAGCAUUGGUUAAGCACACUGAAUCAACUCUUGGUCCUGUUGAUAUUAUAGUGAAUAAUGCUGGUGUUAUGUAUUAUACUUUGAUGAAAAAUCUAAAUGAAGACCAGUGGGAGAGAACUAUUGAUGUUAACUGCAAGGGUGUUGUAAAUGGUGUUGGUGCUGUAUUAUCUGGGAUGAUAUCGAGAGGCAAAGGACAUAUCGUCAACAUGUCAUCAAAUGCUGGCAGACGGGCAUUUCCAGGUUUGGCUGUAUACAGUGGAACUAAGUUCUUUGUUGAGGCCAUGUCAUCUGCAUUGAGACAAGAACUGAUUGGAACCGGUGUAAAAGUGACAACCAUUCAACCAGGGGAUGUAAAAACUGAUCUUGCAGCUGAGAAUACAGAUAAAGAGGCCAUAGAGAAAUAUGACAUGAGUUCAACUUAUGAUACACUGCAAGCAGCAGACAUUGGUAGAGCUGUGGUAUAUGCAGUUUCUCAACCCCCAUAUGUAGGUGUCAAUGAAAUCCUCAUAGAACCAAGAGAAGGUCCUGCUGUAUGA